UUUAAAAAAAGACAUGGCUUUCAAAGCCAGAGUUUUCUUUAUUGUCUUUCUAUCAAUAUUUUUGUAUGGCUCUCAAGCUAGAGAAGGUACUUCCGACGAUGUUGUCGUUCAUUUAUCCGUGGGCAAAUUGCGUGGUCUUCGAGAGAGUGUUUCUGGUACAGAGCGAGAGGCCGAAUCAUUCUAUGGCAUCCCAUAUGCUGAACCGCCAAUCGGAGACCUGAGGUUUGUGCCGUCUAAGCCAGCUAAAGGAUGGAGCGGGGUGAGAAAUGCAAGAAAGCCUGGCGCUCGUUGUGUCUACGGUAGAGUGAUGCCACCCAUGGCUGCCAAACCAGCAAGCCCAGAAAACCAAAGAAUGAAGGAGCAAAGGAAGAAACGCAAACGUCAAUGUCAAAGGAACAGGAUCAAGAGAAUAGCUGCAAGCUGGUCAGAAAGUGGAGGGGAAAGAAUUCGCUGAAAACAUUAAUUCAGAAAAAGUAAAGGCACUCAAUUUCUCAAAGGUGCGACUAAACCCAGGUU
Nematostella vectensis (starlet sea anemone) is the source of this 516-nucleotide messenger RNA. RefSeq names its product liver carboxylesterase 1F. The transcript has 2 exons. Gene Ontology annotation, biological process: postsynaptic membrane assembly; chemical synaptic transmission; synaptic vesicle endocytosis. The record is from RefSeq and is a predicted model, not a curated record. Lineage: Eukaryota; Metazoa; Cnidaria; Anthozoa; Actiniaria; Edwardsiidae. The coding region runs from base 14 to 454 and encodes 146 amino acids. Gene Ontology annotation, cellular component: synapse; cell surface. Gene Ontology annotation, molecular function: signaling receptor activity; neurexin family protein binding.